UUCAGCAUCGCACAAAAUGCUGUCCCACCUGCACCCUGUCGAUGGUAGAAGGAAUUAUCGCAAAGGAAACGAUUUUAAACGUUCCACAUUUGGUGCCUAUCCAGGAUAUUUACAGACAAACUUGUCAAUAGUUCCCUCUGAGUACGCUGAGGACUUUCGUAUAUUUUGCGAACAGAACCCUGGCCCCUGUCCCUUGAUAUUCCAGAGUGCCCCGGGACAAACAGACGCACCGGCAUUAGCUGAUGACUCGGAUAUAAGAACAGAUAUACCAGCUUAUCAGGAGUUCGAGAAUGGAGUUCCACAACCUGAACCAGUUCCUGACCUUCUACAUCACCCCUGGGAUGAUUUCGUGUCCUUCCACCUUGGCUGUAGUUUCUCCUUCGAUUCUAAAUUAGUGAGUAACGGCAUUGAAUUGGAGUCUGCUAAAUCAGGUAAUGUUUCUAUGUUCAUUACCAACAUCCCGUGUGUCCCAUCAGGCCCUUUUAACUGUAACAUGGCCGUAUCAAUGAGGUGUAUUCCUGUGAAUUUGCUAGAGAAAGCAGUUGAGCUGUCUGUGAACAUGGACUUUGCUCACGGAGCUCCCAUCCACAUGGGUAACCCUGAGGAUAUUGGGAUUAGUUACAUUAAACCGGGGGUAUUAAAGAAAGAUUUUGGCAGUGAAGGAGUUAUCCCACCUGGCACUGUGCCAUGUUUCUGGCCAUGUGGAGUUACCGGAAACGUAGCGCUGAGAUCUGCCAAACUCCCGAAAUCCUUCUGUCACUCUCCUGGUAAUAUGUUUGUUUCUGACGUGCUCUCGGAAAAUGUCCCUAAGAUGGUCGACUCUACUUUAUACCCCAAACCUUCAGUAGUAUGUACUGAUCCCGCAAGACAGAGAUAUGUAUCUGUAUCUCAACGCACUCUAUCCCAGUUGUCAGCUAUAGAGUCAGCUAUAACAGUUGAUCCUGGAAACAGAGGAUUAGAACACCUUGUGAUUCCGGGUGAGUUUGCUAAAGUCUGUCUUGACCUUUCUAACAGAGCCAAAACUGUUGGCAUUCUGCUGGGUUUCCCUCUGUUUGACUCAGACCCUCCUGAGGAGAAUGAUGGAAUUGCUGGGGCUAUAUAUCUAGCAAGAGCGCUUAAUGCCCUGGAUAUCGAGGUUUACUUUAUUAUUGACUCCAGUGCUAAUGGCUUGGCUAAAUGCCUAGGAAUUUGUAAGAGUCUAGGGUACACCCACGAAAAUAAUCCUUUUAUCCCCGUGGGGGGAACCACUACUGGACUGUCUGAGAUUGCUGAGGGGCAAUUCACACAUCUAAUAGCGAUCGAGCGUCCCAGCCCUGCUGCAGAUGGCAAAUAUUACACCAUGCGGGGACGUGACGUGAGUCACAAGGUGGGCGCCAUGGCUGAGAUAUUCCGGCAGGCUCAAAAGGAGCCUAGUAUAACCACAAUAGGUGUUGGCGACGGGGGCAAUGAGCUAGGGAUGGGAAAGGUGAGGGAGAGUGUCAUAAAGAACAUACCCCAGGGCCAGACAAUAGCAGCUGAUGUAUCUGCUGAUUAUCUUGUGUCGUGCGGGGUGUCAAACUGGGGUGGACUAGCAAUAGCAGCAGGGCUCUACGCUCUUCAAGCUUGUCCUGUUCAUGAUCGGUACCGACGUAAAGCUAUCGGUGCUCACAAGCCCCGCCCAAUCAAUGAGUUCCUCCUGAGUUCUGAGCAAGAUUUACAACUUCACAAGUGGUUGACAGAGUUAGGAUUUAGGGACGGGUGCACAGGACAGAAGGAGUUGACUGUCGAUGGGCUGGAUUACUUGGAAGUUCAUUCUAAGAUUCUAUGUGAGUUGAAAAAAGUGGUGGAGGCUUGAGAAACAGUUAAUAUUCAGAAAAUAAAUGUACGGGAACAGUUUGCCCGGUUUAAGUAUCUUGUCUGCUUUUAUAAUUGACUGAAUCGUUAACUUAAAUAUAGAAAUAGCAGUAAAGGAAGUCAUUACAACUCCCGACACGAUCCUUGCCAAGAAAUUUGAAUCAACCUUUACAUUUUUUUAAUCGACGUUUGUAUGUUCGUUGUUUUAGUUCUGAUUUCGCCAGACAUAUUCAAUUCAUAUAUUUAUUAAGCCUAAGGGGGAAGAGAUUUAUGUUGACUAUAAAUUAUAAUUAUGCUGUAUAAAGCUUGAUUUUUAAAAAUCGGUUUAUAUAUCAUAUUGCAUGAGAAUUCACAAUUCUGACAUCAAAAUCGCAUUAAAACCUUUUUUCGAAUUUUAGAUAUUUAGAAGUUCUUUUCUUUCUUAAAGGGACCACCCUAUCGCGAAUAUCAUUUGUUUUGAAGAUCUUUUCUUACUGAAAGAGAGAUCAUCAGAUGGCCUUGUACCAUGACGUCGCGCCAUUGUUUUUUGUUUUCUUGAAUUGUCUUAGAGCUGUGCACUCUGCAGAUCAUUUCAGUUAAUACAAUAGCGUUAUUUUUGCACAUAUAUAGUAGUUCUAACGCACUGACUACACACAACAGCAUGACAUAAUAUAUCCCUUGUGUAAGUAUGACCUAAUACUAAUACUUGAUCAAAUUUCUAGAACAUGCUGAAAUUCUCAUCCGUCAAAUUUUCCGUAGAGAGGUCAUGUCGUUGAGCGUCCUAAAUCCUACAGUGAAGCAACUGGAAACGAGGAAAAAGGAGCUCCAGAAGUUAGAUGCAACCAAAUACAACAAUGACACUGGGGUGGAAGAACUCUGGGCGGAGAAAGCGUUCAGACACGCCCAAGUCUACUAUAAGCUAAUCUGUAGUAUAAACUGCACCAAGUUAAAACUCUCUAAAUUUGACGAAGAAUUGUAUCAGAAUUACAUGGUUACUUUCCCCCGUGUGAAGAUAGAUGUGAUAGACGUGGACAAACUGAAGAGUGAAGCUGCUAAGAGACGGUGGAGGAGUUUCUGCCGGAUGUUUGAGUACCACGUGGAGGAUUAUAACUUUGGUACAUUGCUCAGGUUGGACUGUAAGGAUGGGUAUUCUGAGGCUAACACCACUCUUGUGCCUAGAGUGCAGUUUCUAGCGAUAGAGGUAGCGAGAAACAGGCAGGGUCUCAACAUGUGCCAUCUUGGUAAGGAUCCUAACUCCAAGAAGGAAGCAGGGCAAGAGGAAGCUGUGAGUGGGGCAACUGAGGAUAAUAACCAGGAAAACUGUGCAGCUGAGAACGGAAAAGUCGAGGAAUCUGGGGCCAAGGAUAGUGAACCUCCAGCAUCAUGACUAGAACUUUUUCUCCUCUGGCUUCUCUCACAUUUUCUUCCUUUAAUUCUUUUAUAUGCUUUUAGAACAACAGAUAAACUAAAAAAUAUCCGAUAUCAAACUGAUACUCUUUUUAAAAUUUUAAUGUCUUUUUCAAUAAUUCAGGGUGACCACAACUUUUACUUGAUAGGCUGAUUUAAAGUGCUUGUUAAUUUAAUUUAAUUUAUUAGUCUGUUGUCCUUCAAUUAGCAGUUGACUUGUGUACCGGGAAGUUUUUAAUUGUCAGUCUUGUGUUGAAGGAUCGUUUAAUUUAUUC
Messenger RNA from Bolinopsis microptera, 3494 nucleotides. RefSeq names its product D-glutamate cyclase, mitochondrial-like. The record is from RefSeq and is a predicted model, not a curated record. Bases 17 to 1834 code for a protein of 605 amino acids. Gene Ontology annotation, biological process: glutamate metabolic process. Gene Ontology annotation, molecular function: D-glutamate cyclase activity. NCBI's taxonomy places the organism in Eukaryota, Metazoa, Ctenophora, Tentaculata, Lobata, Bolinopsidae. The transcript has a single exon.